This is a messenger RNA of Miniopterus natalensis, 345 nucleotides long. NCBI's taxonomy places the organism in Eukaryota, Metazoa, Chordata, Mammalia, Chiroptera, Miniopteridae. The record is from RefSeq and is a predicted model, not a curated record.
AUGCAAAAGUCUUGUGAAGAAAAUGAAGGAAAACCACAGAACAUGUCAAAGGCCGAGGAAGACCACCCAUCAGAAGAAGCACCACAGGAGGCAGAAGGAAAUCCUCAACCUUGCAAAGGUGUAAGCCAGGAAGCAGGAAACCUUAGGAGCGGCGACUAACCUGUCCAGGGAUCUAAAGAGGACACUCCCGGCAGGCAUUUGGACCCUGAAGAAAUGCGAAGAGGAGGUGAUGAGUUGGAAAGGCUUAGGGAAGAAAUAAGGAGAGUAAGAAACAAGUUUGUGAUGAUGCAUUGGAAGCAAAGACAUUCACACAGGGGACCUUAUCCUGUGUGCUUUAGGCCUUGA